Pocillopora verrucosa is the source of this 6547-nucleotide messenger RNA. RefSeq names its product vascular endothelial growth factor receptor 2. Lineage: Eukaryota; Metazoa; Cnidaria; Anthozoa; Scleractinia; Pocilloporidae. Gene Ontology annotation, cellular component: plasma membrane; signaling receptor complex. The record is from RefSeq and is a predicted model, not a curated record. Gene Ontology annotation, molecular function: chitin binding; ATP binding; transmembrane receptor protein tyrosine kinase activity. Gene Ontology annotation, biological process: protein phosphorylation; multicellular organism development; cell surface receptor protein tyrosine kinase signaling pathway.
GUAGCUAUAAUUGGAUACUCUGUUGAUCUAGAUUGUCAAAUGAAUGAUCCUUAUGUUAGUGUUUCUCUAAAACAAACAAAAGAUAAAAAGGAUUUUGACAGGAUUGCAGAUGGAAUCAAAGUUACACAGAGUGGACAAAUAUUUACCAUCAACAAUGUUGAAAAGACUGAUGAAGGAAAAUAUUCCUGCAAAGUUGGACCAACUUCUAUGCGGAUAGAAAAAGUUUGGGUGGCGAAGGGAACAACAACAGGAAAAUACAUUUCUUCAUUUUCAAUACUUCCAACAAAUACUACAGCAAAAGAAGGAGAAAGUGUCACCUUCACUUGCACUGUAACUGGAAAAGACAUAAAAAAUGUGGAAUGGUAUAAAAACAAAAAGAGAGUUUCUAGUACAUCACAGAACUUUAAUGAUACAUAUGUGAGCACUCUUCAGCUGUCACCAGUUACAUCUUCUCAAGCUGGCCUGUUUGAAUGCCGUGCAACGUUUGCAUAUGAAUCAAGCAUGUAUAAGGCAUAUAAAGCCAAAUCAGGAUUGCUCUCAGUUACAGAGUUUAACUUCAUGGCAAAGAAGAGACAGUAUCAGAGAUUAUUUGUCGGAGACCCUCUGACAAUCAACUGUAGAACCAAUGACCAGACAGCAUCUUCCUCUAGUUUAUGGAAGAAGAAAGAUGAUACAAAUCCAGCAGAGGAAAUUCUUCCAAAUAACAGAUCUAUAACACAAAGGAAAAACAGAUUUUAUUUUAAAAGUGUGUCACUGGAUGAUGCCGGUCUGUACAUGUGCAAGGCUACCUUGCCAAGUAUAAACAAGACUAUUAAAGAGGAAAUUACUAGCCUGCUUGUCUUUACAGGUGAUCAAAGACGUCCUUGGCCUCAAGUGUACCCAUUCACUUCCAGUGUCCUUCGAGAUCAGAAUUUCAAUUUCUCCUGUCAGGUGCCCGGUAAUGGAGUCUCUAUCACAUGGUUGAAAAAUGGGGGGAAAGUUCAGAAUCACCAGACACAGUUACAAUCAAGGAAAACACUAAAAGGCCUUCCCUUAAAUGAAAAUAUUCUGAUGCUGAAGACAGUUUCAUGGGUAGAUGCAGCAAAUUACACUUGUGUAGUUACAACCUCUCAACAGCCAGGAUAUUCCAGCAACAUUACAAGGGAGUUAUUUGUUGAAGAAUGUCUUGAGCCCAAUGAAAAGUUUGGUGAUCCCACUGAUCCAAGUGGCUACUUUGUGUGCAAACAAGGGAUCCCUAUCAAGGAAUUAUGUCCACAGUGGAUGAUAUGGAGCCUGGAAGAAAAGCGCUGCACUUCAAAUCUGUCAUGGGUUGUUCGUGGCUCUGGGCUCUCGUAUGUCAUCUCAGGAACAGUAUUUCAAUUGGACUGCCAACUCAAUGAUCGAAAUACACAGGUGAAGCUAAGCAGAAAAUAUGCAGAGGAUGGGGACUUUCAAGAGAUUCCACAGUCAGACAAAACUGUUACACAAGAUGGCCAGAAUUUCUCAAUACUCUUUACUGGUAACAAGAUGACAUUCAAAUGCGAGGCUUUAGGGAAGAAUGGACAAGUUGUUCCUGAGCCAAAGGAAGUGAAACUUAUGAAGGCAUUAGACUUUCAGGUACAUGUUAACGUUCAAACCAUACCUCCCUGUAUUCAUGGUCCUUUGGAGGUAAAUGAGAGCGUCACAGUAGUCUGCAGUGGGUAUCAUCACGGUGGUGUAAAGUGGUUUAAGAUAAAUCCAGGAUCGACAGUUCCUCAGGACAUAACAGAUACAUCUAUGGUGAUCCGUCAAGCGUCACGUCCCUUGAAAACGGGUCAUUGGGAGACAAACGUUACUUUGGAACUGAAAAAUGUGAAGCGAAGCGACAGAGGGGAGUAUCUCUGCUGGAAAAGCAAUGGAUACAAUGCUACCGCCAACAUUAGUAUCAUCAUCGAUGUGGCAGUUCCCUCACCAGCAAGGAUAGCCGGUCCACCACAACACCGGUCUGUAGAAGAGCGUUCUAUUGUCACAUUCCGCUGCACUGUAAGUGGUUCCCCCCCUCCAACGGUACAGUGGCAGAAGGGGAACAGAAUAGUCGCCACAUGCGAAGGAAAAACUGGCAUUUGUUCCUCCAUCGAUGGAACUAAGUUUGUAGCAGAGUGGGGGGAUGAGAGAAGGUGUUUAAGCCAACUAUGGAGUUCCCAAACAAGCGGUAGAUGGCUAAGUAAGUUAAAUGUCGUGGACAUCCGGUUUCCGGAAGAUGACGAUAACUACACUUGUGUAGUUAACAAUGACUUGGAUGAACCAGUCAAACGGCAUGCACGGCUUCAAGUUAUAGUUCAUCCGAAGUUAAUCAAAGAAACUAAGAGCGGAUUCGAAAAGCCUGCUGUCUUCAAAAAUAGAAAAGAGGAGUUGAAGUGCACAACCGAACGCAGUAAUCCUGCAGCUAAUUUCUCGUGGAAAUAUCAGAAUAUCAAAAUCGGAUGCAAAGAACCUUCUGAUUGCCAACCAUCGGGAAAAUGGAUAAGAAUCUCGAGUAGUUUUGUUGGAAAGGUAGAACAACGGUCUCUUAAUACCAGCGUUCUUAUAGUACCAAGCCACAUCGAUAGAAAGUUUUUCAAGUGUACCGCAACAAACCCCGCCGACCGUGGAAAGAAAGACUCGAAGGUGUACGCGUUUAUUCGAAGAGACGUGCCAAUCUACCAAGAUUUAUAUGUCAAGCCCAAUCCUCUUGUGACAGCCAAUGUUGGUGAUAACAUCACAUUAACAUGUGAGGCCAAUAUUGGUGUCUUCAAAGAAUUCCCAUCCUGGUUUAAAGGAGGACAAACCCUCAGAAGUAGAUCAGUCAGGAAGGAUAAAGAAAUAAGUGAGCUUCGUAUAACUAAUGCGUCGCUCGACGAUGCUGGUCUUUACAUCUGUUCAGCCGUGAAGCUUAGUGAUGGAUUCAACAUGACAAAGUCCAUUGACUUGGUGUUGCAGGAGCUGACAAAGCCGAGUGUUUCCAUCACUCCUAAUGUAACCAGACUCGGAGGCCAAGGCGUUGAAUUAUUCUGCAAUGUCACUGCAAAUCCUCUGCCGGCAUCUGUCACUUGGAGACGAAACGGAGAAAUAAUAAAAAUUCAGAAAACCAAGAGUGACGACUGCGGUCAACUGCAGAGGGGUGUCUACGAAAUGAGUGGAGGAACGAUUCCCGGGGUUUGGCGAAUAUUUAUCUGCUCUGUCAGCGACUCUUAUCACACAGGCGUUUAUCAGUGCGCAGUGGAGAACGUCAGAGGUCCAGGAUCUGCUGAUACGUUCUUGAAUAUCUUGGAGGAGCCAACUGUAUCCGUGACAGAGAUCUCACAAUUUGAGGAAAAUGUCCAGCUGCAAUGUGCUGUGACUGGAAACCCACCUCCUACCGUGACCUGGCAGAGAAUCAACAGCGAAGGUCAAAUUGUGCUGCUACCUGAUGCUACGAGAAGAUUCGCCAACCAGACGGUGUAUAUCAUUGAAGUGUCGGUUGGGAGCGACGAAGCAUCAUAUCAAUGUGUGGCAACCAAUUCUCAAGGAAGGAAAAAUCAGACUUACGAUUUGCCCUCUAAACCCAUAGUCGGAGCUGUCAAACUCCUUAAGGACGAAAGCGAGUUCUCCAAAGUUGCCUUGAUCGUUGUUAUCGCUGUCAGCAGUUUCGUGAUCUUGUUCCUUCUAUUUAUCAUUGUGGUUCUUUAUCGGCGAAAGAAGCGAUACGGCGGAUUUUACAUCUUCACGCUUCCGCCUGCUCCUGAUUAUAUUAUGAAGUUAGAUCCAGAGAGAUCCUUGUUGGAACAAACAAGCAAACUGCCAUACGACGCUCAAUGGGAAUUUCCCAGGGAACGCCUUGAAAUUUUGAAGCCCCUUGGAUCUGGUGCGUUUGGCCAAGUAUUCCUUGCGCAUGCGGUUGGUAUCGUGGCGUUUGACCCGCGCGGUAGCACCAAGCGGAAGUCUGGACGCAGACGGUCAAGAUUUGGAUCCACGAGUCGGCCUUAUGUGAAUGACAAACGAGUAACAGCAGUUGCAGUGAAAAGUCUUAAAGAUUCUGCGACGGAAGCUGAAUAUAGGGAUUUGGCAUCUGAACUGAAGAUUCUGAUCCAUAUAGGCGAGCAUAAAAACAUUGUCAACUUGCUUGGCGCAUGCACCAAAGGUCGCGAGAGAGAUCUUUGGGUCAUAAUAGAGUAUUGUCCGCAUGGUAACUUACUGGAUUUCUUGCGGAAACGCCGAGACAUAUUCGAAGCAAAAUGGAGUACGCCUACCGAACACGCUGACGUUACAUUCACAACGAUUGAUCUUUACAUCUGUUCGUUGCAAGUCGCUCGUGCAAUGGAAUUCCUUACCUCAAGAAAAUGUGUUCAUCGUGAUCUUGCUGCUCGGAAUGUGUUAGUGGGUGAGGAUUAUGUUUUAAAAGUGGCUGACUUUGGAUUGGCGAGGGACAUCUAUAAAGAAGAGAAUUACGUCAAGACCACCUCGGGCUUGCUCCCAGUGAAAUGGAUGGCCAUCGAAGCCUUGGUUGACCGCGUCUACACGCACAAGAGUGAUGUAUGGUCUUUUGGGGUUUUGUUGUGGGAGCUGUUUACACUUGGUGGAUGUCCGUACCCAGGUCUCCCGGCCAACGAAGUUUAUCAGUAUUUGAUGGAAGGAAAUCGCAUGGAGAAGCCAUUGGAUUGCCCAAAUGAAAUGUACGAAGUAAUGUGCCAUUGUUGGUUGCAUAGCCCGGAUGACAGACCUUCAUUCACGGACCUUACUGCUGAGCUUGAUAAACGGUUGGAAGAGAGAUCUUCAGAGACUGGCGAAGGUUACCUUGAUCUUGAGAAUGCAGAAGAUGACCCAGACUUAAACGAGCCAACAUUUGACGAUGAAUAUCUGGAUCCAGGUGAAAGCCUCAUAAGACUUCCAGGCAGCCCCACUUCAGAACAAGAAAAACACGCCCCGCUGCCACCCCUCCCUACAGAAGACAUUGAGCUGGAAAUCUUUGAGCCAGAAAACCCCAAGGAUGAAGAAAAACAGAAAUUUAUUCUCCAGGACCCACCAAAGGAGAGAGUUGCCCGACGCAAGGACAGCGAGUUGGAAAAAACUCGUAAAGACACUCUCGAGAAAGAGAAGCCCAAAGAAAGUGUGAGCCAGGUAAAUGAUGACGACUUCAUAAGCCAGAAGGAACAGCUUCAUUCUGAAGAUGAAGAUAAGGACGUUUGCGAGAGAAACUCUGGAGUUUUCGAGUAUCCACCUGAAUACGAACAGAGAAAUUCGCCGCUUUCUAUGCAAGAAGAUGGCUACUACAGCGACCAGAACUCGCCAGGCGCAGACGAAAGGCAGAAAUUCAUUCCUUCUUCGGACGAUGUGUCUUAUAAAGGAGGAAAAGCUGGCCUUCGAGGAAGGCAACCCUCCAACAGAUACGUGAAUUCAUAAUGAAAAUAACCAAUAAAAUAAAAUAAUUGUACACGAAAUGUUUGGGAAAUCAAGCAAUAAUAGUGUGUGUAGGUCCACUCAGAGCUGCACUGGUUUUGACCCAGCAAAAAUUUGCUCUGUCUAAGAAAGAAAAAGAAUACUUUGAAUGAAUGACAGCAAAUUUGUAAUUUUCAAAGAGACAACCGCGACAAUCGUACUUCCGACGACAUUAGAGAUUUCAAAAACGUCCACAGUUGUCUAAGAAGUGUUUGUUUUCUGUUCAAAGAUCUUGCAGAUCUUUUGGCCUUUUACAAAGUAUUGGCGGUUGUUCCAAAAGACAAAAACUACGAUAGCUAUAGAAAGCUUAUAUCAAAUUCAAAUAUUUAUUCAGUCAAUAAAUAUAUAAACAGAUAAUUAACAAGUUCUGUCUUUUUUGCAGAAUACAAUGUUACUUCUCUGAGAUUUGAAUGACUUAAAAAGAAAAUUUCUGGACAGAGUAACUUGGUAUUCUGUGGAAAUGCGAUUAUUCUGAUUAUGUCACAGAAAUAUCUAUUCGCUUAAACAUUUUGCUACAGGCAUGAUCAGCAUUUGAGUUCUUACAAUUCUAAUUCACUGUCAAACAGACUGAUAAUGGGAAUAAAUGAAAUUAUCAAUGAAGGUAAAUUAUGCUGAUAAAACUCUAUGUUAGAGAGAGGCAACAAAUAUAUGGUGGGCAUUAGUUAGUAGAAUCACGUCUCAGAUCAUGAGAGUGGUGGGUAAGGGGAGAUGGUUUCGCUCGACAGGCUCCAGGCAGCGUAAAGUGGUUUUGAUCACCAAAGACCACUUACGGAGGCUGUCUAUAUUUUGUUCAAUUUCAGGUUUGUUUCGUUUUACUUAGGCCUUCCUAUCCUAUGAAAGACCUCCAGUUUUUAAUGUAGCAUACCAGGAUAGUUCUUAAAGUAGGAGAGCGGAGUGAUAGUAAGAAGGCGCGGUGGGGAAAAUGGAAGAGGUAUGUCGCUCUCGGGGAUUUUGUCUGAUAAAAGUGUAGAGGUUUCUACAGUUAACUGAGGCCUACAAGAAAAAAUUUACGAUAGAAUUAGUGAGAAAUUAUAAUGUAAUAUAUCGUAUUUAUUACAUGAACUAAUUUCAUUUUGUCACAGUUUUACGAGACCACUGCAUGAAUGGUCUUAAUAAAGUUUUGUUCUAAUUGUUA